Messenger RNA from Priapulus caudatus, 4113 nucleotides. Its product is annotated as importin-7-like. The record is from RefSeq and is a predicted model, not a curated record. Lineage: Eukaryota; Metazoa; Priapulida; Priapulimorpha; Priapulimorphida; Priapulidae. The coding region runs from base 78 to 3323 and encodes 1081 amino acids. Gene Ontology annotation, cellular component: nuclear envelope; cytosol. Gene Ontology annotation, molecular function: small GTPase binding. The transcript has 28 exons. Gene Ontology annotation, biological process: protein import into nucleus.
CGAUGCCGCUGAUGGAUCUAUGACACGUGAAUAUUUCGAGCGGCGACGAUUUUACCAUAUUUUCCGUCUCUGUGAAAAUGGAAGUCCCAAAACUGGUAGAGAUAUUACGGGCAACUAUUAACCCAGCCCAAAGAGAAGAUGCCGAAGCACAAUUACUACAGAUACAUAAGAUUAUAGGAUUUGCACCUACGGUGCUUCAGGUUUUAAUGGCAGAGCAUGUGGACUUGCCAGUUCGACAAGCAGGUGUAAUUUAUCUCAAGAACAUGAUCACACAGUUCUGGCAGCCGCGCGAGCCGGAGAAGCCAGGCGACGUGGUGCCGUUCAACAUUCACGAGCAGGAUCGCGCCGAGAUCAGGAACGCGAUCAUAGAAGCUGUCAUACAAGCGCCCGACAUCAUCAGGGUGCAGCUGGUCGUGUGCAUCAGCAACAUGGUGAAACACGACUUUCCGUCUCGCUGGCCACAGAUCGUUGAGAAGAUCAACCUCUACCUUCAGUACACCGACUAUCGGACGUGGGUCGGCGCUCUGAUGUGCCUCCAUCAGCUCGUCAAGAAUUACGAAUACAAGAAGCUCGACGAGCGGGGUCCGCUCAACGAGGCGCUGGAGCUGCUGCUGCCGAUGGUGUACGAGCGCAUGCUCCACCUGCUGCAGGACUCGUCCGAGCCCGCCGUCCUCUGCCAGAAGAUGAUACUGAAGACCUUCUUUGCCCUCACGCAAUACUUCCUGCCUCAAGACGUCAUCUCAAGAGACACGUUUAGUCGCUGGAUGGAGUUGAUUAGGACCGUGCUCGAGCGACCAAUACCCGACGCUAUAUCGCAGCUAGAUGAGGAUGACAGGGCUGAGAGUCCAUACUGGAAAGCUAAGAAGUGGGGUCUUCACAUACUCGCACGGAUAUUUGAACGGUAUGGCAGUCCAGGCAAUGUAACCAAAGAUUACAAGCAGUUCUCAGAUUGGUACCUGAAAACGUUUUCCGCUGGUAUUUUAGAAGUUCUAUUGAAGAUACUCGACCUCUACAGACAAAAUAUCUACAUAGCACCUAGAGUAUUACAGCAGUCUAUUAACUACGUCAACACAGCAGUUGCACACGCUCACUCCUGGAAGUUCCUCAAACCUCACAUGCGGCAAAUUGUUAGCGACGUUUUGUUUCCACUGAUGUGCCAUACGAAGGAAGACAAUGAAUUGUGGGAGGAGGACCCUAUAGAAUACAUACGUCUUAAGUUUGACGUGUUUGAGGACUUCAUCUCGCCCGUGACGGCCGCCCAGACGUUGCUCCACACGUGCUGUCUCAAGCGCAAGGACAUGCUGCAGUCGACGAUGGAAUUCUGCAUGAGCAUUCUCGUGCAGCCCGGCAUGGAGACGCGGCAGAAAGAGGGCGCCCUGCACAUGAUCGGCACACUCGCUGACCUCUUGCUCAAGAAGAAAGUUUACAAGGAUCAGGUGGAGCAGGUUCUGCAGACGUACGUGUUCCCCCAGUUCCAGUCGACGGAUGGCUACAUGCGAGCGCGCGCCUGCUGGGUCCUACACUACUUCUGUGAUGUGAAGUUCAACAGUGAGGAGAACCUAUCGCGGGCGCUGGAACUGACGCAGCAGUGCCUCGUGCACGACACCCAGCUCCCGGUGAAGGUCGAGGCGGCCAUUGCCCUCCAGAUGCUGAUUACUAGUCAAGAAAAGGCUCAGACGUUGAUGGAGCCGCACGUGAAGAUGAUCGUCCUCGAGCUGCUGAAGAUAAUUCGCGAGACGGAGAACGACGACCUGACGAACGUGAUGCAGAAGCUCGUCUGCACCUACUCCGAGCAGAUGGCGCCCAUCGCUGUCGAGAUGACGCAACACCUGGCGACGACGUUUGGCCAAGUCAUCAACAGCGACGAGGGGACGGAAGAGAAGGCCAUCACAGCUAUGGGUCUACUAAACACCAUCUCUGCGAUCCUGACUGUUAUGGAGGACCAGAAGGCCAUCAUGGCCCAGCUAGAAGGCGUCGUCCUCAACGUCGUAGGCGUGAUAAUACAGAACAGCGUUAUGGAAUUUUACGAAGAGGUGCUCUCCCUGGUGUACAGCUUGACGUGCACAGCGAUCAGCUCAAACAUGUGGCAGGUCUACGAACUCGUCUACGACAUGUUCCAAAAGGACGGGUUCGAUUACUUCAUCGAUAUGAUGCCGGCACUUCAUAACUAUAUCACAAUAGACGCUCCGGCUUUUCUGUCCAACCCUCGCUAUAUGGAGAUCAUGUACAACAUGUGCAAGGCAAUUUUAAAGAGUGAUCAGGGAGAAGACCCAGAGAGCCAUGCAGCUAAGCUCCUGGAGGUAAUCCUGCUACAGUAUAAAGGACAAGUGGAUCAGUGUGUUCCUUUGUUUGUGGAGCUGGCGUUGGAGAGGCUCACCCGGGAAGUUAAGACGUCCGAACUUCGCACCAUGUGUCUGCAGGUUGUGAUAGCAGCGCUGUACUACAAUCCCGGUCUGCUGUUGGAGACACUGAACAACAUGCACCUUCCGAACACCAGCGAACCGAUCCUGUCACAGUUCAUACGGCAGUGGAUCGACGACACAGACUGCUUCCUCGGCAUUCAUGACAGAAAGAUGUGCAUUCUUGGAUUGUGCACGCUCAUCGACACUCCCUCCAACCGGCCGGAAGCAAUCUCGGGAGUCGCUCAGCAGGUCCUGCCCUCCCUCAUUCUGCUGUUUGAUGGCUUGAAGCGAGCCUACAUGAGUAGAACUAUGCAGAAACUCAAACAUUAUGAGCAUAUGGAGCAUCUACACUAUCGUCAUCAUCACCACCCCUCGACUUGUCUGAAAGAUGGGCUAGCCAUACCCAGAAAACGACUUAAGCAUGCAGAUCGGGCAGCCGUGGAAGACUCUGACAGCGAGAAGGACGAGGAGGAGGACGCAGACGCAGAGGUGUGCGAGGACGACGACGACAUCAUUGACGAAGACAACCAAGAAUAUCUUGAGGCUCUGGAAAAAUCCCAGGCAACAGAAGCUGAUGACGACGACGACGAUGACGACGACGACGAUGACGACUUUGACGAGGAGGGGCUGGAGGAGACGCAGCUGGAGGCGUACGAGACGCCGCUCGAUGAGGAAGAAUGCCCCGUCGACGAGUACAACAUCUUCAAACACAUCCUAGAGAACGUUCGCGGACAGGACCCGACCUGGUACAACGUGCUCGUGUGCAACCUGAAAGCGGACCAGGUGAAGUCGCUGCAGGAAAUCUACACGCUGGCCGACCAGAGACAUGCUGCUAAACAAUCCAAACAGAUAGCUGAGCAAGGCGGCUAUGUUUUUGCCAACAAAGAUGUUCCGAACGCUUUCAAUUUUGGUGCACCCUGAUGCGUGGCCAUCGGCAUAGCUACUAAAUGUUGCCUACAAAAGCAGGAAGGGCUGACCGAUGGCAAUAUUACGUUUCGACUGUUUACAUUCUGUAUAGCUGUUACGUAUCACAACGAUAUUCAAGCAGAAGGGUUGCAAGAAAACAUACACAGAUUUGUAGAUCUAUUUAAUUUAAGCACCGAUUUCGUAUUUAAACUUAUGUAUGUAAGCUGUUGAAGUCAUAUUGCACUCCCUCCACCCCUGUCUGCUUUCUGCAUAAAUCUACACCGGGGGCCCAUAUUUUAGCGGUGUACAGUAUGCUAAAGGUUAACGUGCACGUAUUUAUUUGUACUUUGUUCGUUUGGACGUACGGCUUACAUCUCCAGUUUCUAUAUUGCCUUGGAACAAAUGGCUCACGACGUGAACCUUUCGUCAGCCAGUACUGCUGCUGAAGGGUUGACUCGCUAUUGUCAACUGUUCCUUAGUUUGUGUUCCAGACACCUUGCAUCAUGUAGCAGCAGUAUACUGAGUGUGUGUGUGCGCGUGUGUGUUUGUUUAAUGUCUAGGCAAAUUAUGUUAAUGUACUGUGGUUCUGGUGUGUAUGCCCAGUACUGUCAUCACUGAACACGCCCGCCGCCUUGCUUGCAGAGUAUCUGGAAAUGUUUUUGUAAUUGUGUCCACUGUGUUGUUUGUCGAACGCGUUAUAAUUGACAAGGAAUGAAAUGAGAGUGUGUAAUCUUCUGGCAGUAAUCCACAUGUUAUCACCAUGGUGAUAAAUGACUAAAUAAAGUCACACUUUGUCUGUAGAGAA